Dibothriocephalus latus is the source of this 573-nucleotide messenger RNA. Lineage: Eukaryota; Metazoa; Platyhelminthes; Cestoda; Diphyllobothriidea; Diphyllobothriidae. The record is from the annotation of a GenBank genome assembly.
AUGGGUGUUGGUGUGGCUACCCCCACCGCCGCUGCUGUGGCCGCCAUGGGUAACUCUGAGGCGCUGAAGGGCGGCAGUACAAUGACCACUGCUACCUCCAAAAACCUGCCCUCUUCCGCUAUCAACGGCCUCACGCCUUCCUCCUGUUCGCCUACCACUGGCAACUGUUCCGCAGCCAUCUCCACUGCGUCCACCAUGUCAACUGCGGCCUCUGCUUCCACCUACUCCACUCGUGUUCUUGACUUGAAGACAGGCACAGUCAAAAAGGAUGGUCAAAGUUCGGUGCCCCCGACCGACAUGCUGUCGAUUUUGCCCCGGAUGCUCGAAUCAGAUCUCUGCUUGCGCGCUGACAAUCAGCGUCCUCGAGAAUUACAUCUAAGUGUCUUUGUGCGGAGGUGUCGCACGUCUGAUCGCGUCUCCAGUGGACUUCCAACCUGCCAGCUGCGCCCCUCCCCCCUUACACACCAACUGAGAUGGCUCGGCCAUGUGCUACGCAAGCCUGAAAGCGAAGUCGGCCGGAAUGACACCGAAUCCGAGACCGGCCGUUGCAAGCGACGGCGCCGAGACGGCUAA